This is a messenger RNA of Ictalurus furcatus (blue catfish), 7424 nucleotides long. RefSeq lists its product as uncharacterized. NCBI's taxonomy places the organism in Eukaryota, Metazoa, Chordata, Actinopteri, Siluriformes, Ictaluridae. Gene Ontology annotation, cellular component: cytoplasm. The transcript has 26 exons. The record is from RefSeq and is a predicted model, not a curated record. The coding region runs from base 1522 to 5322 and encodes 1266 amino acids.
UGUGGUAGUCUAGUGAACUUAUUUCACUUUAGUGGCUCAAGUACAUGCUGGUAACUCGAAAUGGAAAACAUUUUGUCAUUUUAUUCAAUGGAAGGCCUGGAUAGGAUGUGAGUUUCAUAUCUGGUUCACAUCAAAAGGUAAAAAGUAAUUAUACUUUAUUAUUAUUAUACUGUGACUUAUACUUUAUUUAUUUAGUUUUAUUUAUGUAGACUGCAAUCUUCAGCAGAUUUCGAUUUCAAUACAGGCAGGGUACAAUAAGUGAAAGUGGAGUACAGCUAAGAAAAAAGAGAUUUGGUUUCUGUGGGAAGUGAUAAACACAUCAAAGUUGGAAAUGAAGCAUUCUCUCAUAACAAUAGACUUUCUUUGUAAGAGAUUAAAUUAAUCAACAAAGUGAAGCAGAAAGAGUAAAUUCUCUAAAAUGGUGUAAGUAAAACUUGCAAGGAUUUAUUUUCUGGCCUUAUAAAUGAAAGUCAAAACAUAUUACGAAAGCUUUCCAGUGGAAAUGCCUGAUAAAAGAACUUAAUGUAGUGUUUUCAUAGAAUAUUAAAAUAUGUCGAUGGUGAAUUUGGAUUUUUAGAUUUUUUGAAAAAUCCUGUCACAUUGAAAAAUGUGAUUUAUUGAUGUCAUUAGUAAGUAUGCUAUAAAUAAAUAAAUAUUUAUUUGUUUACCUUUAUUUUACCAGGAAGUCCUAUUAAGCUAAAAAAAAAAUCUCUUACAAGAGAGACCUGACCAAGGUAGCAGCCGUAGAAAUUUCACACUUUAUUAUUUCAAGUAAUAUUGAAGCCAUAUAAUACCAUAUAAUUUUUUAAAAUUAAUUUAACAAUCCAAGCAGCCCAGUCCAGCCAGUCUAAUAAUUGAAAAUGUAUAAGAAUUCGCAUCAGUCCAAACUUCAUUCAUGUAAAAUUGUUCUUUUGCUAAGAUAUUCUUCUGUUUAACAGGGUAAUUAAGUAACCCUGCAUGCACACUACUGAGAAAACAAAUGCAGAUGGAGCAGUAUGAUAGUAAGUCUAAUGUAUGUGAAUUAGAUAUCAACUAAGUUUUAUUCUCUAAAGUUGUGAUAAUAAUUGACUACAAGAAAAUAGUUUGCUGUUACAUAGUUGAUGACUGAUAAUCAAUAUUCGGCCGUUUUAAAUGGGAAAAGACAAGUCAAAUCUAAGUUAUUUAGUUUCAAGCAGUGACUGAAUUUAACAUAGAAAACCCUACCAAAUGGGGGGGAAAAAAACCAAAACCUGAUUUGUCUGUCUCUCUAUAUUUUCCUGCAGGGGAGACAUGUACUAUAGAAGAAAGAGCUGCACAAUCAACUGACCACUUAAAAGUUACUAUUGUGGCUCAGGGUGGAAAUGUUUUUGCUCCAAUUUUUCAUAAUGUACAAGGAGCAGGGUGCAUUACCCUCACACAAAGUGUUGGUGGUAAGGCUUACUAUUUUAUAGUUUGAUUUAAAUUACAGUUGUAAAUUAAAUUGGAAAUUGUUGAAUAUAUAGUGACAUUUUACAUGAGACAUAAUAUAUACAGAAAUUGUGAAUGAUUGCUUUAAUGAACCUUUGUGUAGGUGCAAACGUGUCAGAAUGUGAGGCCAGAGAUAUGACCUCUGUGAUGACAGAGUAUAAGGAGUCAAUAGUGUCCAUGUAUGCAUACACUCGGGAAUAUACCUCCUGUCCUGGUGAGCAUGUGCUCCUAGCAGAUCGUUAUGUUGAUCCACUGAUCAUUCAGAGAUACAGAGUGAAGAAAGAGAGAGAAAAAGAAAUGUGCUCCAAAGGAAAGGACUUUUUCAACCUCAGGACAUAUGAUACCAACCAAAGCACUGGUAUUGAUGACUUGUUUAGUCAAGAGGAUGGUCCAAACAAUGAAUGUCCAAAAGCUGUCAUUCUCCAAGGAAAUUCUGGAAAUGGAAAGUCUUUCAUGGCACAAAAAAUCAUUCUGGACUGGGCCAAGGGAGAUCUCUUUGCAGGGAUCUUUGAUGUAGUCUUUCACCUUAGAUGCUCAGAGCUUAAUGCUAUUUCUGGGGACAUAAGUCUGGUGGAACUUCUAAAUUGCAGUGAAGAAAUGACUCAGAUCCUAAAAGAUAAGGAAAAGAAAGUUCUUUUCCUGGUGGAUGGGUUUGAUGAGCUCAGAUGUUCUCUGCCUGAAAGGGCAUUGCCUGUCAGAGUUGAUAUCCAGGCUAAACCUGCUGCCAUCCUGAGCUCCCUUUUGAGGGGAAUCAUGUUAAAAGAGUCCUUCUUGCUGAUCACUACAAGGUCAACAUCUACAAAAAAAUUAGGAAAACUGCUCAAGUGUCCACAACGCUUUACUGAGAUUAUUGGCUUUUCUGAGGAGGGAGUGCAAGAAUAUUUUCAAAAGUUCUUUGAGGACACGGAUCUUUCAAAGCAAGUGCAUGACCAAGUAAAGACACAUGAGGCUCUCUACACAGCUUGCUUCAGCCCUGUAAUGUGCUGGCUUAUCUGCAACGUAUUUAAGCAAAAGCACAACAUGGGUACAAGAAUGACAAGUGGAUUGAAAAGUACCACCUCCAUUUUCAUUGAUUUUGUGUUUAUCCUGCUUGAACAUCAUUGCCAAGAUUUAAAUCAAACUGAACAGUUUAACCUGCUGAAGAACCUUGGCCAGCUUGCUGAAGAAGGAAUGCUUAAAGGCAAAAUCCUAUUUGAAAGACAAUUUGUUCCUGAGGUGAUCUUAAAUCUGGUUGGCCUUCCUUUCCUCUGCACUUUUCACCACAGAGAGGGAACUCAUGUGAAGGAAAUGUUUAGUUUUUUGCAUCUUAGCUUUCAAGAGUUCUUUGCUGCACUCUUCUACAUCUUACUCGACAAGGCAGAGGCUGAGACAAAAAUCAAGCAACUGCUAUCAUCAGUUUCAGAUCUGUUUAAAAUGUCCAAAAAUUCCCAUCUGUUACCAGUCAUCCAAUGUCUUUUUGGACUUUCCAACAAGAAAGUGAUCAACUUAAUCAAUGAAAAACAUCAACACGUAAUGUCUCGAAAAAUUGGUUCCCUGCUGGAGAAAUGGAUGCACACAUUUGUAAAAAAUGAUAUGAUGACACAUUUCAGCAGUUUCACCCUUCACUGCUUGUAUGAGGUGAAUGACAAGAAUGUUGUUAUGAAUAUUAUGAAAAUUUGGGAAACAGGGAGGGCUGGGGUUAAAAUUUUGCUGAGUUCUUCACAGAUGACAGACUACCGUGCAGCAGCGUACUGUCUGCAGUUCUGUAGACGCAUCAGAAGCCUGUAUCUGCGUGCAAGUACAAUGCAGACUCUAAAAAUGAUGGAAACAGCACUGAGCAAAUGUUAUGAACUACAUUUAACAGUGAAUUAUGUGUCAGAUGAUGAUGCAGUCUAUCUGAUCUCAGCUAUGGGAAAAGGAAAACACCUUCAAUGUCUGAGGUUAGAAGAUGGUAGUCUGUCUGACCACAGUGUACAGAUGAUCAUGAGCACUUUGCCGAAGCAAAGAUCUGUUGGUGAUGUUCAUCUCACAGUGAAGGCCAUUAAUCACAACAACACUGAAAUCCUCAUGAACUUUCACAAAUGUCUGAAGGCUUCAGGACAAUUCAGCUUGAAGGUGGCUACUUUAAAGAACCAAGAGGAAAGCCUUUGCUCACAUUUUGCAAUACAUAAUUACAACUUGUACAAAAUAACUAUUAAGCACAAUGUUGUGGAAUCCUCUGUGAAAUGUGGACUGGCUCUUGUGUACCUCUCAGUGGCCUUUGACUCAGUGAUAUCCCACAAUGACAUGAAACAUCUCCUUCGGAUAUCAUAUAAUCUUAAAGAAAUUCCUCAGUUUGAGGAGCAUGUAGAUGCACUUCUGUCUUUCCUCCAUUCUAUACCUGGUUUAACUACAGUGAAGCUGGAUGCUAAAAAUUUGAGUCUGAAAAGUGCUUCAAAGAUCCUCACUUUCUCCCAAAACAGACCCAGUGUUGGACGUGAUUCCAUUCGGUUUGAUGUGGAUAGUCUCAGAGGUAUCAAUGAGGAGGACAUCUGCUCUCUGUCAUUGUUCACAGAUGAUCUUGUUUAUGUGGAUGGUGUGAUACUACAUCUGAAAUUAAAAGUGCACAGUUCAAGUCUUCAGGAUGCACAUGACACUGAAUUCAAAGCAAUACUCCUGCAACUCUCACUGACAUUUCCACCUAUGGAGGGUGCCACUGUUAACUGGGAAGUUUUAUUGAAAAUGAGUAGCCACCUGAUGAAAUCAAAUCAAAGAACAUGUUUCUCCUUGGACAAGCAAAUGAGCACUAUCUUUUCAGUCCUCCAAUCUGUGCCAUCUCUAACGGAGGUUAAGUUACACUUGAGAAGCUUACCUGAGAAUUGGGCAGCUGAAAUGAUUUAUUUUCUCCAGGCCUGUUCUAGUCUACCAUUCUUUGAAUUGAGAGUGGGCAGUGGAGGUGAAACUCUGGGAAUGAUCAGAGGAGAAGCCCUGAGGUCUUCUGACAAAAAUUCCAUACUGUCUUUUGGAUGCCGUCAUUUGGAUUAUCAUGACUAUCACGGCUGGAUAUCAACAACAGGUUAUAUGGCAGGUGAUGUUCACAGAGUGCUGCCCUGUAUCACCCUCACCAUAACAAACAACACAGAUUUCUUCAACAAUUCUUGGACAACAUUCUUCCAUCAUUACAAUCAGCUUAAAGCAAUGACUGAGCUAUGUCCAGAGUAUGAUCAGUGCCUGGACGAACUGUUAUCUGUCAUGAACACUAUUCCUGCUCUGAAAGAGGUAGAGCUGGCACUGAGAUUUUUCACAGUUCAUGUUGCUUCCAGCAUUCUGCACCUUAUUCAGACCUCUUCCAGUCUGUGUAAGAUUGAUGUUAUGCUGUCAAGGCAAAAAAGGAGAGAUCGUGCUGAUGAACAGAAUGCCAGGGAAGACUGGAAAAGUUUCCAGAGUGACGAUGAAGGGGACAGUGUCUAUUCAGAUAUCAGUGACUCAAACAGAUCAGCAGAAUUCAGUUCUGGGAGCUAUGGCACAGAUGUGGAGGAUUAUGGGGACACUGUUUACUUACCAAGACAGCUCAGUUUGAAUUCAGAAAUAGGAAACUAUGACUUGGAUCUCUGCUCAGAGCUAAGAGUAAGGAAAAACGCCAGGAAUGAAUGCAUGUUGUCCUUGAGAUGUAGUGGCUCCAAUCCUGAUACGAAAGCAGUUUUUGCAUACAUUUCAGUUAUUGUAUCUGAAUAUUCAGGGGACACUGAAAUCAACUGGAGUAGCUUCUUUCAGUCUUACUAUGGGACUAAAGGGUUAACUGAGAGUCACACACACACUCACACACCAAUGGUAGCAGAGCUGCCAUGCAAGGCACUAACUUGCCAUCGGGAGCAACUUGGGGUUCAGUGUCUUGCCCAAGGACACUUCGGCAUGUAGAGUCACGUGGGCCGGGAAUCGAACCACCAACCCUACGAUUAGUGGACAACCCAAACCCAUACUUUGCUGAGAAAACAGAUGCCUUGCUGUCUUUCCUGCACAUUGUACCUGGACUGGAGGAGGUGGAAUUUGGCAUACACAGUCUAACAGAGAGCUGGGCUCCUAGGAUCCUCUUUCUCUGUCAUGCAAACCCCAAUAUUUGUAGUAUCCGUCUGCUGUUGGAAAAUGCUCAGCAAAAUGAUGACAGUGCCUGCUCAUCUUUAACCAUUAAAAGAAACUUCAUAGACUCCAUGGUUACUUUGAAAAUCGAUAUGCUAAGCAACACCACUAUACCGUCCCUCAUUCACCUCAAGUUACCAUGUUCUGAGAUCAGCAACCUCGAUGGAGCUGGUCUUCUUUACAGACUGAGGUGCCUUGAGGGUUUAAAUGACACAUCCCAAGAGUACAACAUGCAAUUAAACGAGUUGAUCUCAUUCCUCCGCUCUGUUCCUAACCUUCAGAAAUUGAAAUUGCAGAUUGAGAACCUAACUACAAUCUGGGUUACAAGGGUGCUUUCCUUGAAAACCUGCCACAGUCUUAGAAAGAUCUUGUGAGAACAAGUACCAUGGCUCUUUUCUCUUAUCAACAACUAAACCUGGGUCACCCAGUUUGUGAGGCCUGACUCUUUCUUAUUAUUUUACAAAAGUUUGAAACAAUCUGUAUUUGUGUUUCAGUGUGACUACCUUAUCAUACGACAUGUUAAUGGAGGAGGCAAUCUCAGAACUUAAAAAAAAUUGGACAUGCCAGGACUGUGUUGUGGUUAUUACAGGACUGAGAUGCAGCAACCCUACUGCAAAAUGUUCAAAGCAAAACUGGCAUCAAGAAUGCAACAAAAAUAUGAAACUCUCAUUCUGUGGAGGCCAGUAUUCUGAGGAGCCCUUGAUGUAUGGACAGUGUGAGACAGACAGUGAGAGUGAAGAGAGUAAAUAUUACAGGUUUGAGUGCUAUCCUAAUGUAAUAGAGGUAGAUGAAGAGGAAGAUGGAGAUGUCUUCAUAGAUUGAACAGUAUAUGCUUUUAUGAAACAUAACAGAGAUAAAAAUUAACAUCUCGAUGAAAAAUGACCACUCUAAUGCACACUGCAGGCCAAAUGGAAAAGUGACAUUAUGCAAUUAUCUUUUUCUCUCUCUUUAUGCAUGUACAAUUCUGGAGUUGCUCUGGUGUUUGUGGGCUUUGGAAAAUCACAUUUUAAAAUGUUAAGGAUUAUUUAAUAUAACACUGGAAAAAAAAUCUAUAUAAUAAUACAAAUAAGCAAAUAAGGACCUAAAUAAAUACAAUAAAGACAUGAAGUAUGCAAAUAAAAAAUGUUCUGGCAUCUGCAUUUUACAUUUUAAAAAUCACCACUGCCUCUGAAAUAGUAUCAUUUCUAUUACACUUUGAUUAUACUAUACAUUAUAUAAUGCUUUCUGUACUCUCCUUAACUUUACCUUGGUGUUUUAUAAUAUAAAAAUCUCUUUAAAAUAUAUAGAACCUACUUAAAUAUUUGUCAUUCUUUUUAGGUAAACUGAUUGGUUAAAAUCAUUAUUACCCGUGUAUCUCUUCAGUCUUUCCACAGACAUGAUUUUUAUUUUUAUUUAUUAUUAUUAUUUUUUUUUUACAAUUUAAACAAACAAACAAACAAACAAACAAACAAAACUGAGCAGAAAUUACUGGCUUGCCAAAAGGUGUUCUAUUAAAAUGUUUGUGCCAGGUUUUCUUCAGUUACAAAAACGUAGACUAGAUGUAAAACUUAACAUUGUCUUAACAUUUUAAUAAACUAUAUGACUACAUUGAUACAUCAAAUUAUAUGUUUACCUACGAGUAAUUAUUUAAUGUUAAUAGAGGAAAUGUGAUUUAAGUUCAUGAUACAAUUCAAACAUAUUAAUGUCUCAAACAUAAUUUUCAUUCCAAUAAAAUUAUAAAAUAUAAAAAUAAUAUUAUGAAUAAUAAAAAUAUCUAUUGGUUUUGAGAAAGAAAAUAAAAGUUCUCCAUGUGUAAUCCUGCAGUUUAUUUUUUAUUAGUGUUUAAAGUCGGCAAUAGUUCUUCCCUCGCGUAAUCAUAUUUUGAUCAUGAGUGAUGAGGUUUC